Molecule: messenger RNA, 1111 nt
Organism: Girardinichthys multiradiatus
Lineage: Eukaryota; Metazoa; Chordata; Actinopteri; Cyprinodontiformes; Goodeidae
Gene: yipf4
Product: Yip1 domain family, member 4
Exons: 6
Coding region: 182-895 (237 amino acids)
Biological process (GO): endoplasmic reticulum to Golgi vesicle-mediated transport; vesicle fusion with Golgi apparatus
Cellular component (GO): membrane; trans-Golgi network
Source: RefSeq, a predicted model, not a curated record
CGUCCUUCCGGUUUAUUUCCCACCGAGAGACAGAAAGAAAACAAAAUGCGUUAGCUAAACUUUAUAUAUGAGCUGUGGUUAGUGACAGCUUUAUUACCGCGACGCAUUAUAUUUCACCUAACGCUUAAUUAAAUGUCGUUGUCUUGGACCUUAUAGGUGAGGCUUUAAUAGAAAAGCAACCAUGCAAUUCUCUCCCACCAACGGAGAUUUCACAUUCGUCUCCUCUUCAGAAGCUGAAGACUUCAGUGGAACCAUCAGCACGCCUGAUGUUAAACUGAACAUGGGUAGCGACAGCGGCAAGGAUCCAUACGCCACCACCUUUCUGAGGCAACGAGGGUAUGGCUGGCUGCUGGAAGUGGAAGAAGAAGACAACGAGGAGAGCAAACCUCUUCUGGAUGAGCUGGACAUUGACCUGAAGGACAUCUACUACAAGGUCCGAUGUGUGCUGAUGCCCAUGCCAUCAUUGGGGUAUAACCGGCAAGUAGUCCGAGACAACCCAGAUUUCUGGGGUCCUCUGGCCGUGGUGCUCCUUUUCUCCAUGAUCUCAAUCUACGGGCAGUUCAGGGUUGUAUCUUGGAUCAUCACCAUCUGGAUAUUCGGAUCACUUACCAUCUUCCUGCUUGCUCGUGUUCUUGGUGGUGAGGUUUCCUAUGGGCAAGUUCUUGGAGUGAUUGGAUAUUCUCUUCUUCCUCUCAUUGUCAUAACCCCUCUGCUUUUAGUGAUUGGAGGGUUUGAAGUGGUUUCCACACUAGCCAAACUUUUUGGCGUGUUCUGGGCUGCGUACAGUGCUGCUUCACUACUCGUUGGAGAUGAAUUUAAAACAAAGAAGCCUCUACUCAUAUAUCCCAUUUUCCUAUUGUAUAUCUAUUUCCUGUCUCUGUAUACUGGUGUGUGACUGGAUAAGUCGGAACUGCAGACCUUUUGGCCAUGGACACUGACCCUGGUCAUGGAUGAAAACGUCAAACAACUAAACCCAAGAGGUCUUUUUUUAAGGUGUUUUUUUUAACUCUACAAUUCUAGGCAGUGAGGAUGUGGGGAAUAUAUAUCAUUGUAAAUAUUUUUGUCCCUUUCUCCUUUGCUCAAUAAAAUGAGAUUGAUUUUCCAGCUUGUA